Messenger RNA from Chlamydomonas reinhardtii, 4535 nucleotides. RefSeq lists its product as uncharacterized. NCBI's taxonomy places the organism in Eukaryota, Viridiplantae, Chlorophyta, Chlorophyceae, Chlamydomonadales, Chlamydomonadaceae. Gene Ontology annotation, cellular component: membrane. Bases 339 to 3509 code for a protein of 1056 amino acids. Gene Ontology annotation, molecular function: glutamate-gated receptor activity. The transcript has 15 exons. The record is from RefSeq and is a predicted model, not a curated record.
GACGUGAAAGCACGGCCGAAAGAGCCCCCACACUCUUGCCCACACUGGCACAGACGGGUGUUAGUUGGUCAAGCCGGAAAGUCUUCGCCAGGACUUGACCGCACGUGUGGAUGUAGGGAGCGUGCACUUUAGCAUGCAGCGCGGUGGCUGCGUCUGUUGCCGGCAGUUUUGCUGAAUCCAUCUUUCUGGAUGUCACAGCUUCCGUGUUGUGGGCUUGCGGAACACUUAUUUCUCCACAUGCAAUAUCAGAACGCAGAAUGACGUAUCAGAGAAGCCCAACGUUGGGGUGGUCCGUAUGAAGACGUCCUUUCGCGAUUACGCCCCCAAAUAGCAGAUCGAUGAGCUAUCCAACCAAUAUAUCGCGGCCGCUUCGUGUCGUUGCGGCGCACAGGCCCCCGUUUGUGUUUCUGGACGAAAACGACACAAAGGCCGGUUUCGUGACUGGAAUGUUGGUGGAGCUGCUGCGCAAGAUGCUAGAGAACACACCCGAGCUGGCCGGCGCGACGUGGGACUAUUUUAAGGCGCCGAGCAACACGGGCGGCUACCUGCAGCCAGACGGCAAAUGGAAUGGCAUGAUGGGGCAGCUGGUGGACCAGAGGGCGGACAUUGCGCUGUUCCCGCUGACAAGGACUUUGACGCGCUACCAAGCAGUGGACUGCACCCUCACAUACAUGGACAGCGGGAUUAGCGUGGUGAUCAUUGCCGGCAAGGUCACCACCGGGGCGCUGUCGGUGCUCGCGCCCUACACCUGGACCCUGUGGAUUGUCAUCCUGUGCACCGUGGUCGGCAUAGCGCUGGUGUUCUGGACGCUGGACGUGUACGGGCAGUGGGUACGCAGCACGCGCAUCACCAAGCUGCAAAAGGCCGGCACGCUGCCCGUGCCCCACCGCAGCGGCGACGGCGGCGGCGGCGGCGGGCCGGCACACGUGGGCCGACGCAAUAAGGUGGCGAAGGACAGCCGCAGUACAGUGUUGAUCAGCUUCAUUGCAGCGGCUGGGGCGCCGGAGCGGCCGGAGCGCAGCGGCUGGGGGGUUCAGGUGCUGUAUGUGGUUUACUGCUUCUUCUGCUUCAUCCUGCUGUCCGCCUACACAGCCAACCUGACGUCCUUCCUGUCCGUGCAGCGCGCGGCAGUGGCCAUUGGGGGGCUGGAGGACAUCGCACGUGACCAGGGCCGCCUGGCGGUUAACCCCAACGGCUCAACCGCUUCAUACUUUUACCGCUCAUCGGAUCCAGUGGCCAUGCAGAUCUCACCAAAUCUGGUGUACUGUGACACGCCCAAGUGUCUGGAGCUGCUGCGGGCCGGCGAGGUGCAGGGUUUCGCCACUGACAAGCCUCUACUGGAUUACAUCGCGGGACAACAGCCCUGCGACCUCGCACUGGUCGGAGAACCGUUCGGACCCAGUGGCCUGGUGUUUGCACUGCAACGCAACUCGCCACUGACGGAGCCACUCAAUCUAGCCAUACAGCGCUUCAUAGAGGACGGCUCGCUGACAUCCAUGAAGCGCGCCUGGUUCGACGGCCUGCGCCAGUGCGGCAAGGGCGGAGUGGACCUCAACAACUCACAGCUGGGGCUCCCGCAGAUGAUGGGCGCCUUUGUAUUCCUGUCUGUUGGAAUCAUAGUGGCUUUCCUGAUUGGCACCGUUGAAAAUCUCAAAUGGUGCAUCAUGCGGGCUCACAGGAAGCAGCACGCGGCGGAUCUGCAUGACCAGCAGCAACACGACCUGCAACACCUGCGCAGCGGCGGCGGACCCGGAUCCGGUGGCGAGGGCCCGCCGCCGGGGGCGGCCGCGGCGGCGGCGGACGCCGGCGGCGGCCGCAGCGGGCGGUUGCUCUUUCUUAACGGACUGGGGCAGGGGCUGUGGGACCGCGUCGCAGGCGGCGGCGGCGACAGCGGCGGCAGCGAAGACAGCCGCCGCAACCGUGAUAAUAAUGGCAUCGGCAACGGCGGCACCGGAGGUGUGGGAAUGGUGGAAGCGUCCGCUGCUGCAGAACAGGGCGGCGGCAGCGGCAGCAGUUUCCUGGUGCCGGGGGCGGCGGGGGCGGCGGGCGGCAGUGCCCUGCUGGCCGCGACGCCCAGCUCCGCCAACUCGGCCAGCGCGUUGUUGGGCGGCGGCCGCGGCGGGCGGCAGCAGCAGCGGCGGCGGCAGCCCACCUCUACAGAGCUGACACCGACGGCGGCGGCGGCAGCGCCGCUGCCGCCGCCGCCGCCAGGCGAGGUGUCGUACCGUACGCCGCCACGGCCCUCGUGCAACGGCGGCGGCGGGAGUGGUUUGUACGGCGGUGAGGGGGUUAGCAGCGGCAGGAGCAGCGGCAGCAGCGGCAGCGGUAGAAGCAGUGGCAGCGGUAGUGACGUGGACGGCAUAACGGAUGAGGACUACGCGGGGGAUCCCUGGAAUGACUCUGCCGCCUCCCGCCACCACCGCCGCAGUCAUCGCACCAGCCGCGACGCCCUGCUGCUGCUGCACGUGCAACCGCCGGCGGCGGCGGCCGCCAGUGAGGCGCACCACCAGCACCACCAGCACCACCAGCACCACCAGCACCACCAGCAGCACCAGCAGCACCAGCACCUACACGGCCAACACGGCCACGGCCACGGCGACCAACAUCACGGCAGCACCCAAUCGGCGGCAGCGGCGGCGUCCACAGCGGUGGCGACGGCGGCGGCGUGGGUGUCGGGGGAUGUGGAGCAGGGAAGGCCCGGUCCGCCGUUCACCAGCCCGCCGCGCGUGCUGCUGGCGGCCUCUGCCGCACCGGCGGCGCUGGCGGCGCCGCCACUGCCACCGCUGCCCGCGGCUGGCGGCAGCGGCGCCGCAGACACCGCCGCCGCGGCGUCUGCUGCCCAGCGGCCCUUCAGCGCCUCCCAUGCAAUGCCGCCGCUGCCGCCGCCGCGCCAGCCGUCAUGGCUGCACCAGAGCGGCAGCAAUCAAGUGCAUGCGGAGGCUUCUGACGCAGUGGCGGCCGCCGCCGUGGCAACCGCCGAGGUUGGCGGCGCCGCCGCCACGGCAGCAACCGACGGCUGGCGGCGCGCCAGCGCCAGCAUCCGCCGCUUGAGCGAGGAUGGCUGGACGAGUCUUAGCGCCAGCGGCGCCGGCAGCGGCGGCGGAGGCGGCGGCGGAGGCAGCAGUCAUGGCAGUGGUGGUGGAGGCGGGGAGGGAGAAGCUCAUCAGGCAGCGGGGACGGCGGCGCCGCCGGACCGCGCACACAGCGACGAGCCGCACACGCAGACACCGCCUCAGCAUCAGCAUGCGCCGCCGCCGCUCCAGAGGGAGGCGGCUGUAGCCUCUGUAGAGGCUGUAGAGGCUGUAGAGGCUGUAGCGCCCGGUGCCAUGCCAUCCCCCAGCGCAGCAAAACCCUAUGAGCGGCUUGCAGGCGGGCCGGCGACGCCGCCGCCGCAGCCGCCGGCAGCCGCCACGCUGCGAUCAAGCGGCGGCGGCGGCGGCGCCGUCAAUGGCCGGCAGCCGUCACUGGCGGCGCGCCUGCCGCCCUUGCCUCCGCGCCCGCCGCUCUAGGGUGCGGGCGGUGCGGAUGGCGAAUAGUAGUCUACUUGUUCCAAUGGUUACUGUAGGUGCUGGGGGCGGUUUUGAUGCCGGCGGCGGCGGCGGAUAAAGCGGUCACUGGCACGCCAAGUCGUUUCCCUCGCGAUUUCCGCACUUGUAGGUCGCGGAUCAGUGGCUAGCGAGUCCUGGUCCCGUACGGUAUGCAUGUCGCCAGGGAGCGCGUCCGCCGAGUCGCCGUGAGGGGAGGGAGGGAGGGCUCUCGCUUGGCAGGAGCCCCGCUUGCUUGGGCCGCGACUGGGCUGGCCGCCUGGGCGACGGACGGCUGGUUGCAGCCCUCCUGCAGGAAGCAUUAGGGCGAUUGGCCGAGUUUGACUGAAAGCCUUGGGGUUGUUUGAAGACCCGAUGGUGAUGCAUUCAUUUUCCCACAUUGCGGGCCAGGCCGGUGCAAAAACACAGGGUGGUAAAUACCUGUGUGGAUUCAUUCUUAGAUCAGUCUAUGACUGACUGACACGGCAACGGUACUUUGCCGAGUGCUUGUGCUUUUGUGUAUCAGGUGUUCCCAUACGCUCACAGUGGCUUAUCACCGCAGAUGUGUCAAAUAGGAAUGCACGCGAUGGCCAGGGAUGGCCUAGGGUCAGUGGGGGGGACUGUGCGCGUUCGGUGGUACAUAGCAGACGGGACGGGCAGUACGUUCCGAUGGCUGGAGGAGAUGUGUACUGCCCAGCCACGCGUAAUGGAUGCCUGAAUGUUGUGGGGAAGGGUGUUGCAGGGACGGACGGCGGCGGCCGGCAGCUUCAGGCAAGUCGUAAUGGGGCAUCGGCAUGUGUUUGUUAUCGGGCACUCCAGGGGGCUUGCGGGGACGAAGGGUGGCCCCGGCCGCGAAACAUGCCAGGGGUACUUAAGUUGCGGCGGUCGGCAGUUACGUUGCAUAAGCGCUUGUGGACACUUUGGCCAGCAGCGGCGCCAGCAGGGUUUGCAGGGGUUUGCUGCUGCACGUGCUUCCCUGAUGCGGAGGCGAGAGAGUGUUAUCACUCAUCA